GGCACCCUCUGCGGUUGCUCUGGGACACAACCGCAGCAGCACUGGAUUCACCAGAGGUAAUGAGGGACGUAUGGAGGUGGCAGCGCUGCUGAGGCAGGUGCUGCCUACAGGAACCCCAGAGCAGGAAGAUCCAGACCAAAAGGAAACCCUUUCUACCCUUAGGAUCAUGACAGAGUAGGGAAUUCAUGAGCCUUGAACAGACCACGUUAAUGACUGGCGUUGGAUACUACUUCCUGGAGAUAUCCUCAUAUCUCUCUGUUACAUCUUGAUGAAAUGCCACAGAAUCGUCUGUGGAUAAAAAUGGAACUGAAAUUGUUGGGGGUAAGAACAAAAUGCUGCUCAAACUAUACAACUAAUGACUAGCCUGAUUAUACAGAGCCUGGGAUACUUCUGGACAUACCUGUUCUUUUCUCAAAGUUUUGCAUUUGGACUGACAAGUGGGUAUCUUCCUAUCAUAAGCGCUUCAGGAUACUCACUUUGGGCCUCUUUGUUUUUUAGCCUAUCAGGAAGCUUUUCAAUAGCAUUACAGAGGAGGCCUUCAAAUUACAUGCUGAUUUGGACUAUGACAAUGAACAUCUUAAGCAUCUUCACAACACUAAUAGGUGUGUUUUUAAUAGCAAUCGAACUGAUGAUGACUGCAGAUUUAGAAUCUCCUUUGUGGCAGCAUAGAAGUGGUAGGAUGCUUACAGAAUAUCUCUUCCUGUUCACUAUCUUGGAGAUGCUUGUGGCAUCCGUAGUAACUGAGUGGACCUAUAGAGCAAGAUUCACAGAAGACUAAAACAGUUCAUAGAAGAAAACAAACCUUUUCUCGCAUGCUAAAAGAAGUAUCAUGGCCUCAGUCAAGUUCAAUGAUGAGUGAAGAACUUCAUUUUGUUCAAGAGAAUGCUCAGAAAUGGAAUUUUAUUAUCUGCCUCAGUAUUUCCUCUCCUCCAUUUCAUUAAUUAAAAAUGAUAGCAAUGAA
Peromyscus maniculatus bairdii (prairie deer mouse) is the source of this 961-nucleotide messenger RNA. NCBI's taxonomy places the organism in Eukaryota, Metazoa, Chordata, Mammalia, Rodentia, Cricetidae. The record is from RefSeq and is a predicted model, not a curated record.